Molecule: messenger RNA, 618 nt
Organism: Ogataea angusta
Lineage: Eukaryota; Fungi; Ascomycota; Pichiomycetes; Pichiales; Pichiaceae
Exons: 1
Coding region: 1-618 (205 amino acids)
Biological process (GO): proton motive force-driven mitochondrial ATP synthesis
Molecular function (GO): proton-transporting ATP synthase activity, rotational mechanism
Source: RefSeq, a predicted model, not a curated record
AUGUUUGCGUCCCGUCAAUUCGUGAGAAGAUUGGCAUCUGCCGCCCCAAUCAAGCCUCCAGUCCAGCUGUUCGGUCUGGACGGCACCUACGCCACCGCAUUGUUCUCCGCUUCAGCCAAGGACUCCUCCAUCGACAAGACGUUCCAGUCUGUCCAGAAACUCUCCUCCACCAUCAGCAAGGACGCCAAGGUCGCCCAGGUGCUGUCGAAUCCGGCUCUGUCGCUGAACUCCAGAAAGGAGGUUGUUUCCAUCCUGUCCAAGGAGCUGAAAUUGGAGCCUGUUGUGUCCAACCUGUUGACCGUGUUGGCCGAGAACAACAGACUGUCCUUGUUCGACUCCAUUGCCAAGCAGUUUGGCGUUCUGAACGACGCGUACAACGGCGUGGUCGAGGCCACCGUUGUUUCCGCCAAGCCACUGGACAGCAAAAUCCUCAACAGACUGACCAAGUCCAUCACCAACUCCAAGUACGUUGGCUCGGGCAAGACCCUGAAGAUCAAGAACGAGGUCAACCCAGAGAUUCUGGGCGGUCUGAUUGUUGAGGUGGCCGACAAGUCGGUCGACCUGUCGCUCGCCACCAAGGUCAACAAGCUCAACAAGGUUUUAUCGGAGACUAUUUGA